UCCACAUGGUAAACAAAACUGUUACUGGGUUAACACAGAAUAGAGAUUGUCAAGUAUAACAUGUGAUAAGUAACCUUGCAAAUUAAGCAACAAGUAUGGCAGAACAGAGAGGUGUUCCGUAUGAUAGAGGAUGGGCCUGGAUGAUUGUUGUUGGUUAUUUUGCCAGUAGUUUUAUCAUGGUGGGAGUGGCUAAAUCAUAUGGUAUACUGAUGAAGCCACUAAUGGAAGAGUUUGAUGUUGAUAUUACAAUUGCCUCCCUUGGAAUGGCAGUUGGUGCAGGAAUUUAUACACUGGCUGCACCAGUCUUUGUUGCUCUCGGUCAACAUUUUACAGAGAGAUCUGUUGUUAUGUUUGGAGCUGUCUUUGCAUGUGUCUUCAUCUCCUUAUGUUAUUUCAAGAUCGGCAUUUGGUAUUUGAUUUGGAUGUAUGGUAUAGGAGCAGGAAUUGGAAAUUCCUGUUUAUUUGGAAAUGGUCUAGUGAUGAUUGGCAGCUAUUUCAAAAGAAUUCGUACAGUUGCUAAUGGUGUUGCAUUGUCAGGAGCUAGUGUUGGAACAUUUGUUAUUCCUCCACUAAUGGAGUUCUUAUUGCAGACAUAUGGACUACCAGGAACGUACCUUAUCUUGGGGGGUUUAUAUUUAUCUGUAGCUGUUUGUGGGGCCCUCUACCGUCCAUUAAAAUUUUAUACAACUGAAAGAAAAGCAGGAGAAAACGAUGAAAAGCAUAAAUUACUAAAAGAAGAUCUGAACGAUUCUACAAGAAAGAGGACAAAUGUUGUUCAGGAAAAAGAAAAUCAAGUGGUUAGCAACACAUGUGAACCUUAUACAGAUUUGGAAAUCCAGAUUGAUACAGAAGUGAAUCGAGAGAAAUCUGUGUCAUUUGUUACAAGCACUGGUUCAUUAGUUAUGGGAUCAAUGGAAAGUUUGGCACAAGUCGUACAGGCAGAUGAAUCCAAGAAACUGUCUAAUAAUAUCACAAUCAAAAUCUGUGGAAAAUCUAUAGUUAUUCCAAAAAUAUUUCAUUUUUCAGUGCUGAAAAUGCCGGAGGUUGUGUUUUAUACAAUUUUCUCGUUUCUUGUUUUCUUUGGAUAUUUUAAUUUUAUCAUUUUUAUGCCAUUAGAUGCUGCCAGUAGAGGAUUUGAAAGUUUCCAAAAAGCAUGGCUCGUUUCUUGUGCUGGUAUAGGGGAUCUCAUUGGAAGAAUAGUUGUGGGAAUCGUAGGAGAUCUUAGAAUAAUAGAACGAUAUAAAAUAAUUGGUGCCACCUGUAUAUUUUGUGGUAUAAAUAUAUUAAUAUUCAACUUUGCUACUGUAUUUUGGUGGUGCGCUAUACAUACAACACUGUAUGGAUUUUUUGGAGGUGCCUAUGUUGCCCUGACCUCAAUUGUAUUGAUUGAUAUGGUUGGAUUAGAGAUUAUGCCCAAAGCAAUAGGUGUAAUUCUACUGAUACAAGGACUUGGUGCAGCUAUUGGACAACCUGUUGAAGGGGCCAUCAAAGGAAGAUCAGGGUCAUUUUCCCUUUUGAAUUAUAUAAAUUCUUCAUUGAUGAUUAUUGGAGGAUUUUUUAUGUUCCUGUAUCCUUUAAUAAGAGAUGCUAAAAAAUCAAAAAAUAAAAAUGAUACGGAACAGGAAGAAGAAGAAGCUUAAGGAAAGGGAAACAACUCAUUUAAAAGCAGAAAAAAGUUUCUAUGUCAAUAUUUUCCAAGGAAACGGAACAUCUUACGUCUCAAUGUGAAUAACUAGCAAAAAAAAAUUACAUUAAAACCUGGUUUCUAAAAUUGUUUAUGUAAAUCCCUAUUGUUUAUUUAGACCCCUUGCAGGGAUGUGAGAGAGAUAGAAUUGAGUUAUCUGUCAGUUUAUUAAUCUGUCAAUCAACACAUAUGAUCAAAAGGGAACAUCUCAAAUAUGGUAGACAAAUUCUGUGGGUUCAUUUAUUUUUAUGGUAUCAAUUUGAGUGGAUUAAGGAAAAAUUGUGUUUUCAUUGUUAGUUGUUUCAAGGAUUUAUAUAGAUCUUACUAUAUGCAUUCUUGGUUGAUUUCUUGUUUUUUUUCCAAAUUAUACAAACAAGCUUAUUGCAAAUUUGUAUUUCCUUGUACAUUUUAUUCAUAGAAUAUAAAAUUAGUACUGGUAUUCCAAGAAUGAUAAUGAAUCAACAAUGCUUGGCAUAUUUUAGUAGAACAUUCAAUCAUGAAGGGGAGAUGAUCUUCUUAUCCUGUCAUUAUCUACAAAUUUUUUGGGAGAAAUUAUUCCUUUAAUGCUGUACAUAUUCCAAAUAUACAUUCAAUUCUUUGU
This is a messenger RNA of Mytilus californianus (California mussel), 2285 nucleotides long. Its product is annotated as monocarboxylate transporter 12-B-like. The record is from RefSeq and is a predicted model, not a curated record. The coding region runs from base 96 to 1640 and encodes 514 amino acids. The transcript is spliced from 6 exons. Lineage: Eukaryota; Metazoa; Mollusca; Bivalvia; Mytilida; Mytilidae. Gene Ontology annotation, biological process: transmembrane transport; monocarboxylic acid transport. Gene Ontology annotation, molecular function: monocarboxylic acid transmembrane transporter activity.